Vidua macroura (Pin-tailed whydah) is the source of this 1080-nucleotide messenger RNA. It is a transcript of the gene NOXRED1, whose product is annotated as NADP dependent oxidoreductase domain containing 1. The record is from RefSeq and is a predicted model, not a curated record. NCBI's taxonomy places the organism in Eukaryota, Metazoa, Chordata, Aves, Passeriformes, Viduidae.
AUGAAUGUUUGCUCUGGAUGGUGCCUGGGCUUGUUCUUGCAAGAGGAAUGUGUCAGUCACAUUUUCCCUUUCACCUUGCUUAGUGCAAUAGCCCUGCAGAAGCACAGCUUUACAUGCUUUUAUAACAAUGCUCAGCUGGUGGCCUGGGAGGACAUUGUAUUCCUCUGCUGCCUCCUGUCACACAUGCUGUCUGUCUGCUGUCAUUUGUCCUGUCACUGUCCUGUCAAGGACUUCUGGAAAAUGAAAUUUCAUGAAUAGCUGGUGGUCAUUUUUUAUGCAGGCCUGAACAGCAUCAUGUGGCAGAAUCUGCCUCACCAGAAGGCACUGAAACUAAGCAAUGACCUCAGCUUUCCUGAAUGCUGCCUCAUCUGUGCAGAGCAAAAACCUUCCUGCCGCUUUGUGUGAAGGAGUUUUGUCAGCAAAGAUUGUGCUUCUUCAAGUACUCAAGAGGAGAAAGACAAAACCACUAUCAUUAUUAUUAGCAAGCUGCUUUGGACAGUUGUUGCCAGUAAAUAUUUCCACUUGUUUUCCCUUCCCAGAACCUUCCCCUGGUUUGACCUGACAGCUGUAUCACUGAGAAAAUCUCUCUUUAGCCAGCUGCUAGAAAAGAGAGAGCUUGUCUGGUACCAUCUGAUGCCUGGUGCUCUACUGUACCAGGCACCCUCUGGAGACUGUCCUACAAAACAAUGUGGGCUGGUCAGCACCAAGACAUCUCUCUCUUCAGCUGUAGUGGAGCCUAGCGUGAUACUGGAUCACAAGUCUCCAUUAUCCACAGCUGCUUCCAACAGUUUCUCAGAAAUUCCAGAGGAAAAUGCUGAGUAUGAUUCUAAAUCUUCAUACACCAUAAUGAAGCCCAUGAGGAACGCUUUGCUGAGAGCUCAUCCUUGCCCCUUCAUGGGACUAAGUGCUGCAAGAACCAGCACUGUUAACUCUCAGACUCUUUAAACUAUUCCAGCCAAUAACCCUAUGCACACAUUUUCUUCUAUGAGUUUCAAUCUCUACACUGCUCAGCAAACUUGUUUAUCCCUGGUUGCCUGAGCCUUUCUAUUUUUUUUUUUUCUGAAUUUGCUUAUUGCAUAG